Messenger RNA from Gasterosteus aculeatus aculeatus (three-spined stickleback), 1702 nucleotides. RefSeq names its product myelin protein zero-like 2b (gene mpzl2b). Lineage: Eukaryota; Metazoa; Chordata; Actinopteri; Perciformes; Gasterosteidae. Gene Ontology annotation, biological process: cell-cell adhesion. The record is from RefSeq and is a predicted model, not a curated record. Gene Ontology annotation, cellular component: plasma membrane.
UCAAGUGCGCGUAUGUGCGUGUGAGUGUAGCAAAAAAAAGGAGAGUCCCGUAAAAACAAACCCUCUUCCGCGUCCGACUGUGGCAUGAAUUGGGGCUGACAGUGUUUGAAGGGACUUUGAUAUUUGGGGAAUCGACCCGCCGGAGUCGAGACCAACAUGACCGAUCUCGUGCAUCGGAUAUGGGCGCUCCUUGUCCUCGGAGGAAUGUUUGGCCCAGGAGUGCGACACGUCACUGGAAUAGACAUUUACACGCCGAAAGAGGUGGAAGCACUCAACGGGACGAAUGUGAAACUGAAGUGCACCUUUAGUUCCAGUCAUCCGGUGUCGGUUACCUCGGUGUCCGUGUCCUGGAACUUCCGCCCCCUAAGUUCAGGGAAGGAUGAGCCGGUGUUUUACUACCAGGACGUACCGUACCCUCCAACGGAAGGGCGCUUUAAAGGCCACGCCGUGUGGUCAGGAGAUAUUAUGAAACGGGAUGUUUCCAUCACUCUGCAUGAGGUGCCUCCGACCUUUAACGGCACCUACAUCUGCCAAGUGCGCAAUCCUCCAGAUGUGCAUGGCAGCAAUGGAGAGAUCAUCCUCAAAGUCGUGAACAAAGCUUCCUUCUCUGAGAUCGCCAUACUGGCAGCGGCAGGUGGAGCCGCCUGUGCUUUAAUCCUGGUCCUCCUCGGCAUCGCCGUAGCGGUGAAGUACUACAAGAGAAAGGGCAGGAGCCCGGACAUUGAGAUGCACCCGCCGGAGGAUAUGUGGAAGGACUCGACUGUGUGUUACCCCGAAGAGGCCGUUCGUCUGACAGUUAAGAAGAAAAAAGACUCAAAAUUCAGAUAAAAUCGAGUCUGAACCCAGCGAUGGAGUUCUGGAUUAAGAGGAAGGGGACGACGACAAUGAUGGUGACGAUGAUCGAAUGGACACAUUCACCGUUUUAACGUUCACCUUUUUGCUGUUCACGUAUGUGCUUUUCUGUGUGAUUUAUAAUACUUUUACAGGACUGAAUUAUAGUGUGUAUUUCUGCAUAUGUAUUAUUUUUUCACAAUAAUGACGAGUCAGACGAUGCGACUCGCCUGUCAGCAGCGCGGUCAGAGAUGCGGGUGUGUCAUGCCAUGUGAUACAACCACACUUCCAUAUUUUUCGGACCCACCGAGUUUGCCUCAGGCGACAUGUUAGUCAGACUUAAAUCCACUGGAUGGAUGAGUGUUUGCUGUCCAUAAACGUUGCUUCUUUGUGCUACCUUGACUACAGCUGCUGCUGGAAAGCUAUUGCCUUGGAUCAAUAUGUGUUUCAUGUCAAAUAAAUUCAACAUAGAUUGUUCAAGAGAAGAGCCAGUUUAUGGGCUCAUUGCUACAAACCCCCCGACUACGAUAGUGUUUGUUCAACUACAACGGUGCCAGAUGUUUCUCCUGUUUAUUUUUUUCUUAAUACAUAACUCAAGAGUACACUCAACUUUUUUUUUUAUGGAGAAGUUAUUUUUUUUCAGAAAGUCCAUCACAAUAUUUUUUUAGUGAUCAACAAAAGGCAGUGUUUACUGCACAAUUGUUUUUGUAUAUAGUUUCCGUAUAUAAUAUAUAUGUGUAAAGUAAGUUGGAAUUGUACAUUUUUUUUAAAUGACCUGCAAAGUUGUUGUAGGUAUAUAUAUAUUAUAUAUAUAUAUAUAUAUAUAUAUAUCUGUAUAACAACUCCGGAAUAAAGAACGUUUUUUAAAUAA